Molecule: messenger RNA, 1042 nt
Organism: Cornus florida
Lineage: Eukaryota; Viridiplantae; Streptophyta; Magnoliopsida; Cornales; Cornaceae
Product: arogenate dehydrogenase 1, chloroplastic-like
Exons: 7
Coding region: 39-845 (268 amino acids)
Biological process (GO): L-tyrosine biosynthetic process
Molecular function (GO): prephenate dehydrogenase (NADP+) activity; NAD+ binding; prephenate dehydrogenase (NAD+) activity
Source: RefSeq, a predicted model, not a curated record
CACACGGUCCAAAAAUACGGGCUAGUCAAUGAGACAUCAUGUCUGGUUCAUCUUCUUCUACCUCCUCAUCAAGAUUCCUAAAGAUAGGUAUGGUAGGAUUUGGCAACUUUGGUCAGUUCCUGGCAAACACCAUGAUCAAACAAGGUCACACUAUAACGGCGACUUCUCAAUCCGAUUACUCUCAGCUGUGUGCCCAAUUGGGUAUCUUAUUCUUCGGGGACAUGGAGGCAUUUCUUGGAGAGGACAACGAUGUCAUAUUGUUAUGUACAUCAAUUGUAUCUCUAUCAAAGGUCCUCAAGUCAAUGCCAUUCCACUGUCUGAAGCGGCCAACAUUCUUUGUCGAUGUACUUUCAGUCAAAGAACACCCAAGAGAUGUUCUAUUGCAAGUACUGCCGGAGGAGUCAGAUGUGCUUUGCACUCACCCGAUGUUUGGACCAGAGAGUGGGAAGAAUGGGUGGAAAGACUUGAGGUUCAUGUAUGAUAGAGUUCGAAUAAAGGACGAAACUAUAUGUUCAAGUUUUCUCCAAAUUUUCGAAAGAGAGGGUUGCAAAAUGCUGGAAAUGACUUGUGAAGAGCACGAUAAACAGGCCUCUAAAAGUCAAUUUCUUAGUCAUGUAAUCGGCAGGGCAUUGGCAGAAAUGGACAUCAAGUCCACAUCUAUAGACACCAAGAACUUUCAGACACUUGUUCAAUUGAAAGAAAACAUAAUGAGAAAUAGUUUUGAUCUGUUUAGCGGGUUAUUCAGCCAUAAUAAGUUCGCGAAACAAGAGCUGGAGAAUCUAGAACUUGCCUUAGGGAAAGUUAAACAAGCGCUGCUACAGAGCAUGAAUGAGGAGCAGGAUUAAGUUUGUCUAACCACUAAUGAGGGCCUUUGCGGACAUAAAUGUUGUAAUCAUUUUGACUCGUGUCUCUAUUUUCUAUGGUUAUCAAAUUGUUAUGGAUACAUUCAUUACUAGUGAGGAAAACAUGAUAUGAGCUAAACAUCCAUUGUACUUACUUCGUAUGCUGUCUUUAUAUGACAAACACAUGGUUUUUAGAAUAA